This is a messenger RNA of Durio zibethinus, 631 nucleotides long. Its product is annotated as protein cornichon homolog 4-like. Gene Ontology annotation, biological process: vesicle-mediated transport. Lineage: Eukaryota; Viridiplantae; Streptophyta; Magnoliopsida; Malvales; Malvaceae. The record is from RefSeq and is a predicted model, not a curated record.
UAAAAAUUAAAAUAUAAUUAAAAAAAAAAACCAAAUAAAACAGAGCAAAAAUACAGAGAUUGAGAUUUGAGAGGAAGAGAGAAGAAGGCCAUGGCAUAUCUCUUCGGAUGGCUCCUGACCUUCUUCUUCCUUAUAUCUCUUCUCGCCAUUAUAAGUUAUCAGCUGAUGUGUUUUGCUGAUUUGGAAUUUGAUUACAUUAAUCCUUACGAUUCGGCGGCACGGAUAAACAUGGUCGCGAUGCCGGAAUUUGUAAUUCAAGCUGUUUUUUGUUUGGUCUGUUUAACGACAGGACCUUCUUUUAUGUGUUUCCUGUCUCUUCCAUAUUUGUACUAUAAUUUCAGAUUGUAUAGAAGGAGAAGGCACUUGGUUGAUGUAACUGAGAUCUAUAAUCAGCUGAAUUGGGAAAAGAAGCAAAGACUUGUGAAACUUGGCUAUCUUAUAAUCCUUUUAGUUAUUUUUAUAGUUUGGUUGCUUUGGACUGUAGGAAAUGAUGAUUAUUAAACAGGCUUUGGUGAAUACUGCCUUUGUUUACCAACUGGGAGUUCUUAUUUACUUUCUGCAAUUUUCCUUUUGAAUUAAGGUGUACAAUGGUAUUGAGCAAUAAUGUAUGAGAACUGGAUCAUAACUCAUA